AUGAUCGAUCCAUCAUGGCUGAAUGAUCCUGGAUGGCCUUUUUUGAGGCUGUCGGAGGAGCAACUUCUCGAGGUAAGGCCUGUUUUUCUAUUUUUGGCGGGAAAAAUCAAUUUGAAUAAAUUUAUCGAUAAGUAUUGAUUUUGUUUGACAUUUCGUCCGAGAAAUAAAAAUAUUUUUUUUGGUCGAUUUUUUCUAUAAUUGUAAAUUGUAAGACCGAAGAAAAAUAUAAGAAUAGGUGUACCUAUGUUUGGUAAUAUAAGUAAAAAGUGCUGAAAUCGAAUUUCUCUUGUAACGAAGCAUAAUUUCCUUUUCAGGAACAAUCGAAACGAGGAUUCGACAACAAAACUCACACUUGGGUGCCAGAUCCCGAUGAAGGCUUUGUUAUUGGGAAGAUUGAUGGAGAAGACGGAGAAAAACUCAAUGUGACGUUGCCUAAAGGCGAUAAGGUAGGUAAAAUACGUGUAUAGCAGCGUUGUCUUGCAGAAAACAGUUCCAAAAUUGGAAUGUCAAGAGAUCAAUCCGGCCAAAUUCGAGAAGACCGAGGACAUGUCCAAUCUGACUUUUCUGAACGAAGCUUCCGUUUUACAUAAUCUGAAACAAAGAUACAGCUCCAUGAUUAUAUAUGCAAGUGGUUAUGGGACUAAUGUUUUGACAAAUCAAAUUAUUUUUAGACCUAUUCUGGAUUGUUUUUGGUCUUCAUAAAUCCGUAUAAAAUGUUGCCGAUUUACACGGAUUCUGUUGCCAGUAUGUUCGUGAAUCGAAGGAGAAAUGAGAUGCCCCCUCAUCUCUUUGCUGUCUCCGAUUUGGCCUACAGAAAUAUGAUUUCAAGUAGUUUUUUAAUCUAUUUUAAAUCAAAUUCUUCCGCUUUCAUGGAUAAUGUAAUAUUUUUAGAUCAUGAGAAUCAGUCGAUGUUGAUCACUGGUGAAUCUGGAGCUGGCAAGACCGAGAAUACGAAGAAAGUCAUCUCUUACUUUGCUAGAAUUGGCGCUUCCACCAAAAGCGAUGGCAAAAAACAGGCAAGUACCUGGUGUAAUAUAAGUUACGAAAGAUGACGAAUCAUACUCUUUAUACGCUGCUGAUACUCUUUAUACGCUACUGUUUACUUAAUUUCGUUUCCAAAGUACUUAAGACUCCAAACCCACGUAAAAAUUUCCUUCCGGAUGUUUGCGGAUAUUAAAUAUUCCCUCUUUUUUGAGUAAAUAUUGAAGUAAUAAGAAAAUGAAUGGCCAAGCUAAAUGAUCAGAUUUUUUUUCAGCAAUCAUCGCUGGAAGAACAGAUCGUCGAGGCGAAUCCGGCGAUCGAAGCGUUUGGAAAUGGCGCCACGAAUAGGAAUUACAACUCGAGUCGAUACGGAAAAUUCAUCCGAAUUCAUUUUAGCAGCAAUGGAAAGCUGGUUGGAGGGGAUAUUGAACACUGUAAGAUAGGUAUUCAGUUAUAACUCUUGUUUAGAUCUUCUGGAAAAGUCGCGAGUCAUAAAACAAGGUCCCGGGGAACGUUCUUUCCACAUCUUUUAUCAGAUUAUGGUUAAUGCGGGAUUAAGGAAACAGCUCAAGCUGGAUGAUGACAUUAAGAAAUACAAGUUUGUGUCUUUGGCGGAAACUACAGUACCCGGAAUGGAUGAUAAGGCUGAGUUUGAUUGUACUGACGUAAGUAUCGUUUAUUAAUGGCUGGUUUUUUAUUGAGAUAGUAAAUCGGUUGAUUUUAGAACGCUUUCAAUGUGAUGGGAUUCAGUAAGGAUGAGAAAGAAGGACUUUACAAGACUUGUGCCGCCAUUAUGCAUAUGGGAGAGAUGAAAUUCAAACAAAAACCGAGAGAAGAACAAGCCGAAGCCGAUGAUAUUGCAGGUAGGUGAUCUAAGCUAUCUGGGAAAACGUUAUAAAUGCUUUUUAAGAAGCAACUUUGGCCUGUGAACUCUUUGGAAUCAAUGUGGAGAAAUUUAUCGACGCCCUGUUAAAGCCACAAGUCAAAGUUGGCACAGAAUGGGUCAGCAGAGGACAGACUUUACAGCAGGUAGGAUGAGAUCAGUUUGAUUCAUUGAAAGCGUGAUUGUCAUGCCAUUCAGAGCACGUAUACUGGCAGAUUCUUUUAGGUGGAAUGGUCAGUUGGCUCUCUAUCCAUGGCGAUUUAUGCUCGAAUGUUUGAUUGGGUCAUCAAACGGUGUAACAAGACCUUAUCUACCUCAAAAGACGGCGCUGCUCAUUACAUUGGAGUCCUGGAUAUUGCUGGAUUCGAAAUCUUUGAUGUAAGGAUCUAUUUCCAAACUUAGAUGACUGCCGUUUAGCGCAAUUCCUUCGAACAAUUGUGGAUUAAUUUUGUUAACGAGAAGUUGCAACAAUUCUUCAACCAUCAUAUGUUUGUACUAGAGCAAGAAGAAUACAAAAGAGAGGAAAUUCAGUGGACUUUUAUCGAUUUUGGAUUGGAUUUACAAAGUUGUAUUGAGCUUAUUGAAAAGGUAUCUAGGGUAAUAUAAUUUGAACGACUUUCAGCCGCUCGGAAUCAUCUCGAUGUUAGAUGAAGAGUGCAUUGUCCCCAAGGCCUCGGAUCAAAGUUACGUCGAGAAAUUGAACAAUCAACACUUGGGAAAACACCCCAAUUUCCUCAAGCCCAAACCCGUAAAAGGAAAGCCUCUGGAUGCUGAUUUUGCGAUUGUCCAUUAUGCUGGGACUGUCAAUUACAGCGCCGCGGCAUGGUUGGAUAAGAACAAAGAUCCGCUGAAUGAUACGGCAGUGUCAGUCCUCAAAACGGCAUCAAAAGAUUCUUCGAUCUACAAAUUCUGGGAGGAAUACAAGACGGCAGUAGAUAAAGAAGAAGAUGAAAAGAGAGGAAAGGCGACAGAAACGAAGAAGAAAGGAAAGUCCGGACAGUUCAUGACAGUCUCCAAUAUGUAUCGGGAAUCCCUGAAUAAUCUGCUCAGCAUGCUGCACUCGACUCAACCUCAUUUUAUCAGAUGUAUCAUACCUAACGAGAAGAAGACUAGUGGAUUGGUUGAGGCACCGUUGGUUUUAAACCAGGUAAUCAUAGUUUAUUUUUAUUUUUGACUAUUUAGUUGACUUGCAAUGGAGUUUUGGAAGGGAUUCGAAUCUGUCGAAAAGGUUUUCCCAACAGAAUGCUCUUCCCCGAAUUCCGUCAACGUUACGCAAUCCUCGCCGCUGAUGCCGCUCAAAUCAGCGACCUUAAAGGAAGCGCUGAUAAGAUGUGUGAACAUAUAGUAAAGGAGGGAAAGUUGACUCCGGACGAUUAUAGAAUUGGAAAUACAAAGGUACACGAAAAAAAUGAUCUCUCAUCUUGUUUAUAUAGGUAUUCUUCCGAGCCGGAGUUUUGGCCAAAAUGGAAGAAUUAAGAGACGCCGCUCUUACUGUGAUUGUCAAGAAAUUUCAAUGCGAAUGUAGAGCAUAUCUGGCUAGAUGUGAGAGACAAAGACGGGAAAUGUUGGGAGAAAACAUUGAAGUUAUCCAAGAGAACAUCAGGAAAUGGCUGGUUUUGAGAGGAUGGCCAUGGUACAGACUGUAUUCCAGGAUAAAACCGAUGUUGAAGGGACUGCAAAAGAAUGCAGAAUUUAAGGAAAUCGAAAAGAGAAUGAAGGUAAGCGCAGUAUCCGUACUAUAAGUUCUCGGAAAAUGGUGUGCAAUACAAUUGAUGACCCAAGAAUUGUCAAAAUCCUUACCGUUCCAUUCAACUUAACCCUUGCUCUUUUGCAGGCAGCCGAAGAGCGUGAGAAGGAGUUGGACCAGCGCGCAUCCCAGCUGCAGACACAACUAAACCAACAGAAAGAAGAAUACGAGAACCUGCGCGCCAACUACACCAACCAACAAGCCGCGCUGGAGCGUCGGAACGCCGAGAUAAAGGUAAAAAACUGUCCGGCCGGACAGAACUUUGAUUUCCUGCGGGUGAGAACGGGAUAAUGCGGGGUUGGAAGGGGAUCCCGGAACAUGUCAUAAGCGUUCGGACAAAGUUUCGACCAGAAUUUGGGACUGUAUAUUAGAAUUGAUGCAAUUUUAUUUAAAUUUUCAGAAGCUCGAUGCUGAACUUCACCAGACAACUAUCAAAUUAGAGGAUAUUGAAAAGGAAAGCGUCCAGAAGAUCAGAGAGUUGGAGAAACAGAAUAAAGACGCGCUGGAGAAAGCUGCGUUGGAGAGAAAGGCAUUGGAAACUGAGAUUCAAAGAAGCCGAAGAGAAGCCCAAGAAGCACAGUUGCAAUUAGCAAUGCAGCAAGAACAGAAUAAUGUGCUUUUGCAACAAAAGAAGGCUUCAGUAAGUUCCAUAUUUGAUGAUUUAACUGAUUUUAGGAGCAAAGUCAGUAUGAAGCAAUAGAUCAGUUGGAAUUGAUGAAAACCAAAAAUGAAAGAAUCGAAGAUCAGAAGAAAAAGUUGGUGGAGGAAUUGGAUUGUAUGGAGGAAAGAUUACAAGCUGAGAAACGAUACAAAGAAGAGGCCAAUAGAGGUACGUUUUAAUUUGAAAAGCUUGAGUUUAUAGAAAAACGCAAACUUGAAAAUGAGUUGAAACAAGUCCAUGAUAAGGCUGAUAUGGCACUGAAACAGGCGAAACAAGCUGAUGAUGAAUGCAGAAGGUAGGGGAAUAAUAAAUUUUGGUAUAUUUUUAGACUGGAGCAAGAGAUUGCACAGUGGAGAAAUCGCUCGCAUGAUGACGCAAAUCUAAUCACAAGACUGCAACAAAAUAUAAGGCAAUUGAUGACUCGAAUUGAGGAGAUCGAAAGCGAAUUGGAUGUGGAAAUACGGCAGAAACAGAGGGCAUGUUAUUUAUUAAUAGACAUUUUUCGGUUUUCAUAGUGGUUUAACUAUGUGUUUUUUCAGGCCGAUAAACUUCGUAUGGAAGUUCAAGCCGAGGUCGAAUCCCUCCAACAACAACUUGCGGAAGCCAAUGGCCAGUUGGAUAUGCAUAUCCAUGUCAACAAGGACCGGCAACAUCAAUUGGAGAUCCUCCAAAACGAGAUCAUGAAAAGAAAUGCCUUCCACGAAAACCAUUUGGCCGAGCUUUGUUCAAAACAAUGGAUAACUGUCAACAAUCUCAGAAAUCUCUCUCAACAUGCCCAGUUCCUGGAGAACGAGGUGAAUCAUGUGUUGGACCUCCGUAAGAACACCGUCGCGAAUGGAAAGCCCCUGCAGAGAUCAAUGACUGCCAACGAUGAUUUUUACAAACACAGCAAUACUGAGUUUCGGCCAUGA
Messenger RNA from Bursaphelenchus xylophilus (pine wood nematode), 5183 nucleotides. The record is from the annotation of a GenBank genome assembly. NCBI's taxonomy places the organism in Eukaryota, Metazoa, Nematoda, Chromadorea, Rhabditida, Aphelenchoididae.